AUGAAAGAAAGCGAGGGCAAAGAAAAAGAAAUAACUAUUUCCUAUCAAGAUAUUCAUCCGGAUUUUACACCAGAACUACAAAAAGAAUGGGAAGAGAAAGGGUUUAACACAAAUUAUCCUAAAGAGCAAAGGAAAUCAAUAAAAAAAUUAGACAUUAGUAAAGAUGAAAGUACUCCCGAAGAAGAAAAACUAAUUGGCUCUUUAAAAUUAGAAGGAUUUGAUGAAUUGGAAGAAUUUUAUUCUGGAUUACAACCUGAUGAGGCUGCCUUUGCUAAGUUGAUGAAAGUUGAAGAUUAUAUUAAUCAAAAGUAUCCCACUUCUAAGGAUAAAUUUAAUUGUCAAACGUUAGAUAUUCAUGGUUAUCAUUGGCAACAUAAUCCGCAAGGAAUGAAGGAAAAGUUAACUGGCUCUUUGUCUUUGCGGGGAUUUGUUAAUUUAAAACAAUUAAAUUGCCCCUUUAAUCAGAUAAGUAAGAUAGAUUUAGAAUGCCUAGAAAUCAAUGAUACUGAUGUAGAUUCUGGCUUAGAGUAUUUAAGUGAUAAUGUUCAAACAAUUUGUUGUCAUUUUGGUUUUAGACCAGAAAGCAAAGUAAGAAAAAUUGCUGAACAACUAGGUGCAAGUGAUUUAUUUUUUUUUGAUGGCGAGUCGUAUAAUAAGAAAUCGGGAAAUAUCUAUCCAGAAGCAGUGGCGAAUAUUGGAGAUAUCACAAAAAUUGGUCAUGUGAGGAAUCCCUUUCCGGAUGAAUUGGUUAAUGAGCCAACUGCAAUACAAUGA
Messenger RNA from Ambispora gerdemannii, 774 nucleotides. NCBI's taxonomy places the organism in Eukaryota, Fungi, Glomeromycota, Glomeromycetes, Archaeosporales, Ambisporaceae. The record is from the annotation of a GenBank genome assembly.